Molecule: messenger RNA, 609 nt
Organism: Botrytis sinoallii
Lineage: Eukaryota; Fungi; Ascomycota; Leotiomycetes; Helotiales; Sclerotiniaceae
Exons: 4
Coding region: 247-609 (120 amino acids)
Source: RefSeq, a predicted model, not a curated record
AGCUUACCGGUACCUUCUAAGAUAGUGUAACAUGCAUUCCCUCACUUCCUAUGAAACUUUAGGAAAAAUGUUGAUAUACAUGCACUGGGCUUUAUAACAGCUCACUUUACGUAUAUUAAAGGCCUAAGACCAGUGUAUGACCUCAAAUCGGCCGAAUGAAUUGCUUAUGUUUACCGACAGUCAGAACCUUGCAAAAAAUCAAACAAUAUCUCCCUUGAGCCCUAGACAUCCAAUUCAAACUCCAAAAUGAGCAGCAAAUAUUCUAAUAAAGAUGAGAAAAACUCACGAAAACACUCUUCCGGAUUAGAAAAAGUCUCUGCUUCAAAGCAUGCAAGUGGAGAAAUUCAUGCGACAAAUGAAUCUGCUACAAAAUCUAAAGAUUCCAGUGUCAAAAAGAUCCAUUCAGGUGAACAAGUAAUGAGCACCAAGAAGGCAGAUUCGAUCGGUACAGGACGAUCGAGUAGACCCAGAUCGAGUGAAUCCGGACCGAGUAAAUCCGGCUCUUCCAGCCGAAAUUCAUACCCUGAUCUUAACACGACCAAGCGACAAGCGCCCAAAGAUAAAUAUUCAUCUUCAAGCGAAUGCAGCCCCAUCAAAGAAGAGCGCUAG